This is a messenger RNA of Monomorium pharaonis (pharaoh ant), 5383 nucleotides long. It is a transcript of the gene dpn, whose product is annotated as protein deadpan. Gene Ontology annotation, biological process: anterior/posterior pattern specification; regulation of neurogenesis; regulation of transcription by RNA polymerase II. Gene Ontology annotation, molecular function: DNA-binding transcription factor activity, RNA polymerase II-specific; RNA polymerase II cis-regulatory region sequence-specific DNA binding; protein dimerization activity. Bases 3047 to 4444 code for a protein of 465 amino acids. The transcript has 3 exons. The record is from RefSeq and is a predicted model, not a curated record. Gene Ontology annotation, cellular component: nucleus. Lineage: Eukaryota; Metazoa; Arthropoda; Insecta; Hymenoptera; Formicidae.
UGUAACAAAGCGUUUGGCAAGAUUCGCUUACUCAAUACUUAUUAAUUCAUAUAGUUGUUUACUUCGCAAUGCAAAACAUUUUUGCAGCCAUAGGGGCGAAUAGUUAUUUCACAUUUUUCUCAGUUUUCUUUUUUUAUGUAUUUUUUUAAUAGAGUUUUUUUAUGAUACUCGAUGUUAAAAAUAUAAAUAAAAUUUAUAAGCUCGCUAACAUAUUUUGUAUCGAAAAAAUGUAAGCAUCGUAUUUUUAAAAUAUAAAUCGUGCGAAGGUAGUGAGAACUGAAGAAUGUACAAAAAAUAGAAUUCAAGGUUUAGGAUGAUUUCUUUGUUAAGCCGUUUAUACCUAUUCUAAGCGUGAAUUCUAGGCAGUUACUGAUGUAGAUAUAAUAGAAUGGUUAAAAAUUCCUGUCCGAUAGCCUGUUUUGUAAAUCGGGAUAUCCGUCACGAUGUCACAUAUCAGUCUCAAGGAUAAAAAUGCAGUUAAUACAUACUACGCUCUUUGUUGAUUAUUACAAAUAAAGUCAUCAAAUAAAGGAUUUAUUUUUUUCUGGAAUGUACUAGAAAGUUAACCUUGCAUGAAUCAAGUAACGAGAUUAAUAACUAUUGCAUUGUUCUCUCUUUCUGUAACAAUAUUAUUUUUUAAUUCUUGGUCCAUAAUGCAUAAGUUAAUAUUUUAUUGUUAUAUCAAAUUAAAAUAUAGAUGACUUUAGUUAACAUUGAAUCACAGCUGUCUGCUAACAGAUUGUUAUCGGAUUAACAAAUACACACUAUAUCAAACACAGAAAGGUAUGUCGUAAACAUUGAAUUGUUUGUCAAACAUCUGGACCGAUUAAAGUACAUGAAUGUCUAUAGUCGAAAAAAAAUUUCGACUACAGACCAGUUGUAUUUAUCGAAUCAUCUCAUCUCGUUUAGCAAGGAUCUGAUUUACGUCUAAUAAUUCGGCAUAGCUAAAGAGCUCUCAUUGCGUCUUGAACGCACAGCUGCUCUUGUAAACAGGGUAAUUUAUCGUAGCUGAAUCUCCCGCGCGUAUUCACGAUAUGAUGCAACACAGAGGUGAUUCAUUCGUAAUAUUUGCGUGUAAUAUUUGCGCGCAUGAUUAGUUUGUUUAUUCCAAAAUAUGUGUAUUAUUUUCUGCAGCGAUAGCAAGAAACGUUUUCUAUCGAUUUUAAAUUAAUUUAAAUAUAAUAUAACUGUCAAUGUGUUUGCAGUAGUGAUAAAGUUGGAAGACUCUUUGUCUUGUGUACAAUAAACGUGUCUGCACUCUGUGAAAUAUGUUGUAAAAAAUUGAUGCAAUAUGUAGUCCAGAUACAGUGACCUGUAAUAAAUCAGUGAGUUAGGAAGGCCUUAGGAAAAGCGUCUCGAAACGACGGAAGAAACCGUUAAGCAUUGACCAACAGUUUUUUGGAAUAUAUAUAAUUUUAAACCGUAGUGAUUUAUUGCUAUGGUCAUUGUUUUGAUCAAAUAACUGAUUUUAACAAAAUGUUUCCGUACGUUGAAAGAUUGUCUAUUAUAUUAUAUCUAAAUACAUUAUACAUUUGUUCAUAUGCUAUUUUAAAUACGCAUUAUGAUUCCUAUAUGAGACAUUAUUUCUUACAUUUUUUAUAUCUUUAUCACAUUUCCUUUUUUUUUUUAAUAAGAAAAUAAGGAUAGUUGCGAUUCUCAACCAGACGAAAAUUGAAGUGUUAAUUGUCGACCUCAAAAAUCCAGAAGUAACUUCGUUAUUUUUAAUUCGUAAUUUUAUGAGGAGAGAUAUUUCUUCCUCUAGAAUGUGUAUGAAAAGAGAGAAAAUAAAGUCGCAUUGCACGUUUUAUGCAUUCACAUUUUACAAAUAGCGAGCACGUCAGAACAUGUCACUGCGUUAACAACGACAGUUUUGUACAGAUAAAUAACAGCACAUUUUAAAACAAUUCCCACGUGAGAGUGCCCUGCACUCGCUCUCGUAUGCACCCGUGCAAACCGUGCAUCGGAUCGCGUUGCGCGCGCCAGCCACACUUAUGACGCGCGCAUACGCAUGCACAUACACAUAUGUCGGCACGCAAUGUUUGCCCUUCUCUGUCAGAUGAUCCUCUAUUGCACGCCUUUGUGUUUUACCGCUGCUACAGUCGAUGCGCGCUAACAAUCUGUCCUUUUUCAUCGAUGUGUCGCGCCGUUCACGUCGUGACAAGAAUUGAUCGAAUCGCCCGUAACAUUUUUUUACCAUUAAAAUUUUGCACGCCACUAUUACAGCAGAACAAGAAAACAUCCAUAGCGCAUCUUUUUCUGAAAUAAAAAUCACGGCAACGAAAAAUAAAGGAAUUAUAUGACGUUUAUUUAAUUUUUGUUCUAUUGAAGAUUACAGGACACUCUUGUAAAAGGUUGAAAUAUUUACAAGGGAUACAAAUAUACCAACUGAAAAUAAAUUAAAUAUAUCGCAUGUCUGGUUGUGUGUGUGCAAAUUGCCUAAACCACUUCCGAUAUUAUCUUGACAGGAUGUAGCCCAAAUUAAAUAAGCGACUACGUUGCACGAGGUAUAUCCUGCAGACGGCGUGAAUUCCCACACAUCAACAGGUCUCAGGAGGGCCGAGGACCUCCCCACCUUUAGGGUACCCAAUAUCCCACUCCGGGACGCACUUUUCCCCACUCUAUACGGGUGCAUCGGCAUGCGGUCUUCGAAAUCGAAAACAGUUACCCUCAGAUAUCCCAAGCGGGACGUCCAUCGGUGAAGAUGGACUUCCCGGCACGUCACCUUAGAAUUUUGAACUCACACGUUGAUACGAGAGCGACAAUCUGAUCCAAUCUGAUACAAUCGCCAAAAAUAUCGUUAUAUUUAUUUAAUUUAAAUAAAAACAUCGGUCUUUUACUUUAGUGAAAAUAAUUUUCGUAUUCACAUGUUUGAAAAACGCUUGGCUGUAAACAAGGUGUUCAUCAGUGCGAACGUUCAACUGUUGACUCACAUUGUGCGUGUACACAAGUAAUCAAUUGGGAUUAAUAUUUUCAAAAAUUAAUUUAAUAAUUAACUGCAGUGUGUUCGCGCCCGCGCGGAAGUUACGAUGGUCAAGAAUUUUGCUUAAUGGUGGAUUAUCAUAAUUACAAGAUGUUGGGCAGCGAGGAGGAACUCGAGCCUCAAACACAUUCGGGAAUGACGAAAGCGGAACUAAGGAGGAGCAACAAACCGAUUAUGGAAAAACGACGACGUGCUCGAAUUAAUCAGUAUCUUGAUGAGUUGAAGAAUUUCAUACUUGUUAGUGAAAAAGAUCCAACUAGGCACUCGAAACUCGAGAAGGCCGAUAUCCUCGAAAUGACGGUGAAGCAUAUACAAACGAUGCAGCGACAGCAAUUGAGUACUGCCGUCGCCAACGAUCCAGUGGUGCUAACGAAAUUCCGUACCGGAUUUUCCGAAUGUGCUACCGAAGUAUCGCGAUACAUCACCCGCCUCGAGAACGUCGACCCUGCCAUCAAGCAACGAUUGGUAUCACACUUGAACAAUUGCGUGAGUCAUCUCCAGCAAAUGGCGCCAUUCUACAGCCAGUACGUGCCCUACGUGCCGGAACGUCUCUACCCGGAGGUAAAGGUUGGCUUCCAGAGCGAUUUCCAGAAUGGGGAUGAGAAUAACAACGGUAGCGCGAGAAUACAGAUACCGAACGGAGUUCAAUUGAUUCCGAGCCGACUGCCGACGGGCGAAUUGGCAUUCUUGGUGCCGCAAUCUGCCGGGAUCUCCGCGAAUUUCCCCUUCUUUCCACCAGCUACGGAGUCAUCCUCCAGAAUCGGUCAAUCGUCGGCCUUCACCGCGGUCCAUCGCCCGCACACUCCGCUGCUGAGCCCCUCGACUUCUACGUCGAGCUACGGCGAUGAGAGCCACCAUUCGGAACAUCCACAGGCGACAACGCCAAACCAUCAUCAGCCGCAACAUCGAUUCAAAUUACCUGAGCAGAGCCCUGCGUCCUCAAAGAGCUUCUCAUCUUCGCCAGAGACCCAGAAACCGCAAAUUAGCUCGACUAGCGACCGAAAGUCACCCGCAAUAACAUUCUUGGAAUCUAAGCCCGUGGACGAUAAUGUCGCACCUAAGAAAGAUGUCGCAGAAGGUUUGGACAAUGCCAAUCAUACGAAUGGCAGCACGAUGCACGUUUUGCGACAGCCGCUUUCCGUAAUUACAGACAAAGCUUAUAAUCGCGCCUCGAGUGGUUCACUACUCAAGAGAGAUGGCCCCAGGAAACGUCAUUCCGAUGGGCUUUUGGCGAUCUCGGAUAAGAGAUUGAGAUAUCAAGAGCCUACUAGUUCGACCUCUUCGAUGAAUAAUACCGACGUGCUUAAGAGCACAAAUGAGCAAUCUCCUACAAUUCCUACCCAAGAUUUGCCAGGAAGUCAGAAUUGCCAGACGCCGCAAAACUGCAAUUCAAAUUCCGAUAAGUUUCCAGCGAGUCCAGCGAGCUCUUUUGCCACUAACGGCGAUAUGUGGAGACCUUGGUGAUCAUUAUUACGGAAAAUAAAUGAAUACAAAUAUUUCGAAAUUGUUUCAAUUGUUUUAGAUAUUUAGUACAAGGAAGAAAAUUAGAUUGUAUUUUAAUUUCUAAUUAUAAACUUUUAAAUCACAAUUAAUUGGCGAGAGUGUGCCAUGAAAAUGUCAUUUUACAUAUUUUGUUAUUUGCUAACGGUUUGCAUAAAUCAUGAAUAAUCAGGAAAGCAUUUUUGCGUGAUAUGUAUUGUGUAUUUUUUGUUAGAUUCCGCAUUUUUGAUUCUGCAAAUUCAGAAUUUGCAAAUAGAAUAGUUAAAGGAUAGUUUAAAGAUAAACAAGCUCAUUAUCGAUAGUAAGAUGGUUUCGUGCCAAAGCGUGAAAUUGAAUAUAUAUUUUUUAAGCAAGAUUGUUAAUGUAUUCGAUGCAUCGUUAUGCUGCAUCUUCGCCAUUUCAUAAAGACUCAUAAGCUUUAAAUAGAUUAAACAAACUUCGUUAAGUCUGUCACACCACGCGUAAUAUGUGAAUAGCCCUGUAAAUAUUUCCGUUAUUAUUUAAUUAAUUGAAUCUACGUUUUAAUUAUAAGCUAUAAUUUUAUGUAAAUCGAUAUUAUAAGAGUGAUAACUAUUUUUCAAUGAUCUGCGAUUUUUAACGGUGGUCAGUAUUGUUAAUUAACACGUUCACUGCCACGUGGAUUUUGAUGCGCUCCACGAAAGACAAAUUAAAGGUUAUAAUUUAAAAUUACGAUAAUUUUUUACAAAUUUUUGUUCUUAAACGAACUCUCGAUUUAUGAUACGCAGAAUUUUCUGAGUGUCAUUAAUUAGACUUUAUUCGUAUGUUGAUGUUAGAAUAUCACAUUGCGGCGACAUCAUUCAUGGCAUUCAACGUGUUAAAAUGGUGUAACUAAUUUGUGAUAAAAAAAAUAUAAUAUUGAAAUAUAAUCUUUGAGAAAGACAA